CUUAGUCGCUUUGUAGUUUGAGUAAGCUGUGGUGUUGCUGAAUCAUAAGCUCGGUUUUCUCUUAAAAUUAAUUUUAUAUUGUUUAUAUGAAGCUUUAAAUAGAAGUAACGAACAUGGUUCUAGCAGAAAAAAACAAUGAAAAUGCCCGAAAUGGUCGGAGAAGUCGAGGACCAAGUCCUAAUGGUCACGUUCAAGACUCCACAAGCGAGGAUGAAAGCUCAGUUCCAGUAGAUAAGAUUCGAGUUGGGCGAGACUACCAGGCCAUUUGCCCCGAACUCCAACCGGAAUCGCAGAGAAAACCAGAAUUAUUAGCAGAUAGAGCGUUACUUGUGUGGUCACCAACUGAGUCGAUCCCAGAGUCAAAAUUGGAGGAUUACAUAGUUUUAGCCAAAGACAAGUACGGUUACAACGGCGAGCAGGCGCUUGGGAUGCUUUUUUGGCACAAACAUGACUUAGACAGGGCUGUACUAGACUUAGCAAACUUCACCCCCUUCCCAGAUGAAUGGUCAGUUGAAGAUAAGGUGUUAUUCGAACAGGCGUUUCAGUUCCACGGCAAAAGCUUUCAUAGGAUAAGACAAAUGUUGCCAGAUAAAAGUAUUGCAAGUUUAGUCAAGUAUUACUACAGUUGGAAAAAGACAAGGUCUAGGACUAGUCUCAUGGACAAACAGGCACGUAAGUUGAACACUCCCAAGGAGGAAGGGGGCGCAUCAGAGGCUGGUUCCGAAGGAGAAUCCAAUGAAGAAUCAGACCAUGAUGAAAAGAAAUGGACAAUACAUCGUGGCAUUCGUCGUAAAAGCGGUUCACCAAGUCGUACGGGUCAACCUCCCGACGAGAACGCUACUCAGGGUGAGGGUGGCGCGUGCUCUAACUGCGGAGUCGCCUGUACCGUCACUCAAGUGACGUCCAAGGGGUCCCUCUGUAAUUCCUGCUACCAACAUUGGAGACGAACGGGAUUGUUGCGGCCCACAUCGGGGCCCACGGGUGGCAAGCGCGGGUCCCCACUGGGCGGACGCCACAAGCGCAAGCCCCCUCGCGGCAUGUACAUCAACCACGACGAUCUGGCUGCGAUGGCGUCAGGCAACGCGGGUGUGCUCAUGCUUAAGGCGAUGGAUCGAGAAUUAGAUUCCCUCCAAAGACAAAUCCAACAGAACAAGCAGAAUAUAAGUUCCUUAAAGCGCAAACAUUCAGACUCCAUUGAAGAUCUCCGUCCAGCAAAUGACAAUUCGUCUCGUAUUAACGCUCGCUGGACAAAUGAGGAAUUGCUCUUGGCUGUCCAAGGCGUGCGUAAGUACGGUAAAGACUUUAAAAGCAUCGCCGAAGUGUUGGGUAACAAAACUGAACACCACGUGCGUACGUUUUUUGUUAAUUAUCGUAAAAGAUACAAUUUAGACACAGUUCUAAAAGACUGGGAAAAAGACAACGGCCCAUUGCCAGAAGAUAACGGCGACGUUAAAGUCGAAUUGGACGAUUCUAACAAUGAUAACGAUGUUAUUUGUAUAUCACCGACCCCGAAAAAAGAAAUGAAAAAUGGUAAAGUCACUCAAGCUAGUAAAUGAUAACUUUGUAUUCUUUUACAAUUUGUUGGAUAGGCUCGUUCUUGUUUUUAUUCAUAUCGCCGUGUAUGAUGUAUUGUUUUUAAUAAAAUAAAAUAUCCAACAGAUAAACAAUCAUUGUAAAUAGUGAUCUAGAUUUAGGAGUCGUGUUCUUAUGAAUGAAUGUGUAUUAUUUUGCAUUUUGAAGAAAAUAUAUUUUAUACAGUUAGUGAAUUAUCAAUCAACUGAAACAAUUUUUUGUUUGCCAUUAGAAACAGUAGUUUUUAAAACAUGUAUUGUAGUGUAAUACUACUAAGUUUAGUUGUUGAAGUUUAAGAUGUUAAAAGGCAAGAGCUUAAUCGUUUCAACUGCAUUUUUUUCUUAUCGUAAAAGUUAAUGAAAAUAUUACACGUGUUAGGAUAGGAAAUAUGGUAAUAAUAUAAAAGCCACUUGUACAUUUUAUAAAUACCACACACAUUUUAUUUAUAUAUCUAACUGAAAGAAGAGCGUAGUUGUUAUGAUCAUUAAUUACAGAUUUUUGUGUGUCCAAAGAGUAUUUCAUUUUUUAGUUCAUUUUAAUUUUUAUUAUGUAAAUACAUAUUUAUGUAUGUAAUAGUUAGUGAUGAAAAUGACUUUUUGUACAUCUGCGUUGUUACUGACUUUAUUUAUUUUAUUUUGCUUGGACAUUAUAGAUUAUAUCCGCAUAGGAAAUUAGCAAACAAAAAAGAAUGAAUUAAUUUAUAAUUAUUUAUUUCAACAAAUUUUUAACGUUUUAUACUUACAUUAUAUGCCAAUUUGUAAGAAUCUAUCAUUUAAUUUUUAU
Messenger RNA from Tribolium madens (black flour beetle), 2355 nucleotides. RefSeq names its product REST corepressor. Lineage: Eukaryota; Metazoa; Arthropoda; Insecta; Coleoptera; Tenebrionidae. The record is from RefSeq and is a predicted model, not a curated record. Gene Ontology annotation, biological process: negative regulation of DNA-templated transcription; regulation of transcription by RNA polymerase II. The coding region runs from base 114 to 1556 and encodes 480 amino acids. The transcript is spliced from 8 exons. Gene Ontology annotation, cellular component: histone deacetylase complex; transcription regulator complex. Gene Ontology annotation, molecular function: sequence-specific DNA binding; transcription corepressor activity.